Hypoxylon trugodes is the source of this 970-nucleotide messenger RNA. RefSeq lists its product as uncharacterized. NCBI's taxonomy places the organism in Eukaryota, Fungi, Ascomycota, Sordariomycetes, Xylariales, Hypoxylaceae. The record is from RefSeq and is a predicted model, not a curated record. The transcript has a single exon. Bases 559 to 912 code for a protein of 117 amino acids.
GUCAACCUUAACCCAAUUAAUGCGCCAACUUAGCUUUACCCCUUAAUUAAGAUGAACUAGGAGGAUGUUACAAGUUGUAUGACUGUUAGAUUUAUCUAAGCCCAACUAAAAUUCAGUUGUGGGUUAGGAAAGAGAAGAGUGUGCCUGCCUCACAACCGUAAUCUGCGCAAAGGAUCUGCGCUUCUAAACUUUCGUUCCGUCAUAUGAGCACAUUACCCAGAGUUUAGCAUUUAAAUAUUGAAAACAAGAGAAGCAGGGGGGGCAAUAGUGAUGGUAAUGGCAGUCUCGACGAUAUAUUCGUUUAUAAAUACCCCUCUCUCUGUCUCAUCUCCUCCUCUUCUCUUCUUCCCCCUCAAGACCCCAUCAACAGAACUAAUAUUGUUAUCUAUCUCUCUCAUAGUUUCAUUUCCAGCAAAGCUACUUAUCCGGUAUCGCCACGAUCGUCUUCAAGUAUGACCGAUCGCUUCAACUAGACUUAACACUCAGUAUCUCCAAGAGAGACAUUUUAGCGACGCGAGAUUCAGAUCACAAGAUGCUAUAAGGGCCAAUCCCGGGACCAUGAAGCGCAUUAUACGAGACUUUGGUCGCUCGCGACCAAACUUUCAACUCAUGGUUGCUGCUGUGGAGAAAGCACUGAAGUUCAGGUUCCCUCCCGCUCUCACGGAUGACACAGAUGUUGAUGGCUACUUGACCGUGUCUACACUCAAGCAGGAGGAUGAUGAAGACUUGGUGACAUAUUUCAAGCGUGCACAGUUGGCGCUCCGGGCGGCUGGUGGGACUGAUGUGCCUCGUGAUUCCGACACGUCCAUGAUUGCUUCAAGUGCUGGUAGCCUGCCGCUCAUUGAACAAAAUGCCAUCAGGAUGGUGAUCAGGUAUUUUGUGGAUGGUCUGAGUGAUGGGGGAAGGGAUUAACGCGCGAGAGCGAUACCACAUCGAUAUACUAUCUCUUCAAUGUGGCGAAAUACGCCGU